Messenger RNA from Thrips palmi, 2914 nucleotides. RefSeq lists its product as uncharacterized. NCBI's taxonomy places the organism in Eukaryota, Metazoa, Arthropoda, Insecta, Thysanoptera, Thripidae. The record is from RefSeq and is a predicted model, not a curated record. Bases 514 to 2826 code for a protein of 770 amino acids. The transcript is spliced from 9 exons.
GCGAGGUGCGGUCGGGUGCGGUGCGGGUGCGAGUACUGCGCACUCUCGUCGCGCGGACCGGCAAGGCCUGUGUUUGUCGGAGCCAUUUUGCCCGGAAGACGCCGCCGUCGUGCUCUCUGACGCCGCGACAUCGCGACAUCGCGACAUCGGGUUGGAGUCCAGGUCCGGCCCGUGCUGGACGCGCUGGACGCUGGACCGCCGCGCCGGCCGCUCACCGCGCGAUAAGGAGCCGGUGACUCAGAGCCUGGCAGGCCCUUGGCCAGGCCUCAGCCCCAGCCCGGCCCGGGGCAGUGCAGUGUGGUGCAGUGCGCAGCACCAACGCGACCCGAACGCCCGCCCCGCCGAGGACGAGGACGUCUCCGAGCACACCGCCCCGUGCGUGUUCGCCACCUGAGCCACCUGCGUGCGUCGCGCGGCCUUCGAUAACACACUCCCUUAUCGCCGCGCCGAUUUCCUGGCCGCCGAGGCAGUGGCGAACAUUAUGGGCGUCGGGGAGUGCGACGCCGUCCCCGCAUGAUGGCGUCGUCCCCCUUCCAGCCGCCGGCCGUGGCAUGGCCGAGUGCGGCGCCAGCACCGGCCGCGGCGCCGAGGCCGAGGCGCUCCAUCAUCGACCUCACCCUGCCCACGGUCGAGGGCGACUUCAGCCCGCCACCGCCGCCCAGCAAGGGCGCCUACCUCGCCCUGCUCGUCUCCCUAGUGUUCGAGGCCACCGUGCCCAGCCUGCAGUGCUACUGGGGGCUGCUGCUCGUGUUCUGGGCCAGCGACGCAGGCUUCGUUCAUCAACUUCCGCCCGUCCUGUCCAACUCCACCUUCCCCGUCGCCCUCCCCAACUCCACCCUUCCCAGCGCCCUAGCCAACGCGACGCUCUCCGGCGCGCUGUCCAAUACCACACUUUCUAGCACUCUCUCCAACACCACCCUUUCCAGUGCCCUGUCCAACACCACACUUUCCAGCACUCUCUCCAACACCACCAGUGCCCUGUCCAACACCACACUUUCCAGCACUCUCUCCAACACCACCAGUGCCCUGUCCAACACCACACUUUCUAGCACUCUCUUCAACACCGCGCUUUCCAUCGUCUUCUCCAACGCCACGCCCUCCAGCACGACCUCCAACGAGCUGCCCAGCACCACGCUGCCGACUAGCUCCUUCACGCUGCUGGACUUGGGCGGCAACGGACUGCUGUGGACGCCCGUGCUCUUCUCCGCGUCAUGGAGCGUCGCGGAUCCCUGGAGCGAGACGCUGGGCGCCGUGCACGGCCACCCCCGGCUGUGCUCGCUGGUGGGGUCGGUGCUGCUGGCGGGGGGGCUGCUGCUGACGGCCGUGGGGGGGCUCCUCGCGCCGCGGUCCGCGCUGCUGCCCAUCCUGGCCGGCAUCAGCGCGGGCAUGACGUCGGGUGUGGGCGCCAGCCUCCUGUCCCGCUCCGCCCGCCUGGUGCUGGGCCAGCUCUGGGGCGAGCGCGCGGCGCUGACGCUGGGCGCAAGGCGCCUCGUCCGCGCGCUGGGGCUGACCAUGGUCCCCUUGGUGGCGCUGCCCCUGUGCCAACACUUCGGCGCGAGCGUGGCGCUCCUCGUCGCCGCCGUGGCGUCCACGGCCGCCCUGCUCGCGCCCUUCGUCCUGGGCAUGUCCUCCGCGCCGCCGCCCGCGCCGAGCCGGCCGAGCCACGAGCAGGAGCCCGACAAGUACGAGCGGCUCAAGGAGUGGCGGUUGGCCCCCGCGCGCCAGGACUCUGAAGGGGACGGGGACGCGCGCACCGAAAUGUCGGACGACGGCGGCAGCGAGCACGCCGAGGCCGACGGCGCGCCGCGCAGCGCACCGCCCUCCAACCCGGGGCCACACGCCGUGGCGGAGGUACCGCCAGGUACCACCACUGUGGUGGCGGAGGUCCAUUGCGACGGAGCCGGCGAGAGGCAGCAUCCGGACCGAGGCCCCAACGGCGUCCCCAACGGCCUCGCCCUAAAGUCGGAGGCCACGGCGCGGCUCGGCAAGGCCACCAACGGCACGACUUCCAACGGCACGGCCUCCAACGGCACGGCCUCCGACGCGGCCAGAGCGGGCAGCGUCCCGCGCCCCAUCUACGGGGAAGACGGCCAGGCGUGGAACAUCGCGUACUCGUUCGACUGCGAUGGCGACGACGACAUCGAGCUGUUCGUCAGACGGCAGUCGCCCCGCAAAGGGUCCGUGGCGCGCCUCUGCUCCAUGCUGCGCCCACACUCGCGGGGCUGCCGCGCCGACCUGCGGCCCGUGCUCAAGCCCUCGUUCCACCUGUCGCUGGUGACGCUGGCGUGCUGCAGGUUGGCCGGCAUCGCCCUGCCCGUCCUGCUGCCCUCCCUCGCCAUCGCCCAGCUCGGCGCCAGGGCCAAGACGCACGUGGUCGCGGCGCUCCCCGCCGUCGCCGGCGUGGGCCACAUGCUGUUCGGCCUGGCGGUGCUAUGGGAGUGGCAGUGGGACUCUGGCGCUGCAGCGAGCGCCGACGGACCGUCCCGAAGGAGGCUGCUUGGCGUCGUGUCCGCGGUGGCUGCAGCUGGCUUCAUGCUGCUGAGUUGGGGUAGGUCGCAGUGGUGGCUCAUGCUGGGGUGCCUGGCCGCGGGCUACGGGUCCGCGGGUGCGACGUGGGCACAGCGCUACGCUACGAGGGCCGCAAUGGGGGGCGCCACCUGCUACCGCGCGCAGCCCCUGCUCUGCGUGCUGGCCGGGCUCGUGACCGCCAUCGCCCCCGCGCUCGUCAAUGUGGACAUCAGGAGUUGCAUGGCGAUUCUGGCGGGAAUGUACACGGCACUGUCAGCAGCGUGGCUCCUACAGCCCUUUGUGGCUCGUUUCUGUUGAACUCCAGUGCUGGCAACACUGAAAGGUAUCUCAAUUGUAAAUAAAAAUACGAUUUCUCAAUAAAAAAUAUUUUAUUAAAUAACAUUUA